GCCUCGUCAAGUCAAAACAUACAUCUGCAAAGCAUAUACUCCUAUAGAACAAGACCGAAAACAUACGAAUCCCAACUUGUACAGCGGCUUUAUCAACACAGAUCUCAAACUAGUCUUCCUCAGUUUCCAGGUUUCUAAUAAAAUGGCAGAGGAAAAGAAACAACCUGUCUUCUCUAAGGUUGCGGAACUUCGACCUGGUAAUUAUGGGCUCAAUCUCACUGUCAAGGUCGUUAGCACAAAGGUUGUAGCGCAAAGAGGCCAGGGACGGCAGAUGCGUCUUGUUGAAUGCUUGGUGGGUGAUGAAACUGGAAUGAUAAUCUUCACAGCUAGAAACGAUCAAGUUGACUUGGUGAAAGAAGGUGCCACUAUAAUUUUGCGUAAUGCAAAAAUUGACAUGUUCAAAGGCUCAAUGAGGCUUGCUGUGGACAAAUGGGGUCGUGUUGAGGGCACCGAAGAUGCCACCUUUGCUGUGAAAGAAGAGAGCAAUUUGUCCCUGAUCGAAUUUGAGAUAGUGAAUGUUGUUGAAGAGUGACUCUCCAGCAAUGCUGCCUGCUUAAUAAUGAGUUUAGAAAGAUUUUCCUUUUUUUGUAAGCAGUUGUUUGGUCUGACAUCUGUAUUUUCAACUUUAAGAUAAAAAAGUUUGUGUUUAACAUGUACUUUUUUAAAAGAGAUGGUACUAUGGUUGUGAACUUGACCAUAGAAAACGGUAGAGUGCCCUAGUGUGUGUUACAAUACAGCUGGUUUUUACUGAGCUCAAUGAAAUUUCUUUGCUGAUUGAGCAUACUUAA
This is a messenger RNA of Daucus carota subsp. sativus, 788 nucleotides long. RefSeq lists its product as uncharacterized. The transcript is spliced from 3 exons. NCBI's taxonomy places the organism in Eukaryota, Viridiplantae, Streptophyta, Magnoliopsida, Apiales, Apiaceae. Bases 143 to 532 code for a protein of 129 amino acids. The record is from RefSeq and is a predicted model, not a curated record.